AUGAAAAAGAUACAAAAAAUUGAUACUUUUUUUAAAAGAAAGAAUUCUGAAGAUUCAUCAUCUCAAGUAAAUCCAUCUACAAGUGUUGAUCAAUUGAAUUCUGAAAGUCGUCCUGAAAAAUCUCAAAGAAUUGAAAUCAAUGAGAAGUUUGACAUUCAAGCAUUAGAACGUGAUCCAGGAUUGCGACUACCAAUAUGGAUGUGCCCCGUUGACAAGCGUGAUGAAGUUAGGAGAGCCUAUAUCAAGGUCGGCCCAUAUCAAUUAACAAAAGUUCUUGAUAAAGCUCCACGAAAUGCAACAUAUACAUCACCAACAAUACAAAAACAAAUUUUGCAAGUGUUGGCAACUAAAGUAAAAAGUGCUAUCCGAGAAGAAAUUGGUGAUGCAAAAUUUUGUAUCAUUGUUGAUGAAGCUCGAGAUGAAUCAAAGAGAGAACAAAUGUCAAUUGUCUUGAGAUUAUUUGUUGAUAGAGAUGGCUUUAUACAAGAGCGAUUCUUUGGAGUUGUUCAUGUUAAGGACACUAUUGCAUCAACAUUGAAAGAAGCUUCAUCAAAGGAAGUCAUCCCUGUCCAUCACUUUUUCACUAAGUUGAACUCCAUUAUUAAUGUUGUUGGGGCUUCAUGUAAGCGCAAUGACCAGUUGAAAGCUGCUCAUGCCUCAAAUAUUGCUCAUUUGCUUAAUAUUGAUGAGCUUGAAAGUGGGAAGGGUCUUAACCAAAUUGGUUUUUUACAAAGGCCAGGUGAUACUCGUUGGAGUUCUCAUUUGAAAUCUAUAUCAAGUUUGAUGAGAAUGUUUAGUGCAACGUGUGAAGUUUUACUUAAUAUUAUUGAAGAUGAAACUACACCUACUCACCGUGGAGAUGCCGAUGCAGCUUAUGAGGUAAUGACUUCUUUUGAAUUUGUAUUCAUUAUGCACCUCAUGAGAAAAGUUCUAGAGAUUUCUAAUAUGCUUUGCCAAGCUUUGCAACUCCAAUCUCAAGAUAUAUUGAAUGCAAUGCAUCUUGUGGCAUCUACUAAAUUGCUUAUUCAAAAAUUAAGAGAUAGUGGAUGGGAUGAAUUAAUUUCAAGUGUGAAGUCUUUUUGUGAAAAUGUCAAUAUAACUGUGCCAGAUUUUGAUGCUAAAUAUAUUGCAAGAAGAGGAAGGACUAGGAAUCAACAAGAUGAAUUAACAGUUGGACAUCAUUACAAAGUUGAUAUUUUUAAUGCGGUGAUUGAUUCUCAGUUGCAAGAGUUGAAUAAUAGGUUUGAUGAUAAAGCAAUGGAGUUAAUUAUUCUAAGUUCAUCCCUUGAUCCAAAAGAAAUGCGUAUAUCAUUCAGAAUUGAUGACAUUUGCAAGUUGGUAGAGAAGUUUUACCCACAAGACUUUGCAAAUUAUGAGAUUUUGCAAUUAAGAAUGCAACUUGAACAUUUUGAACAUGGGCAACAACUUCCUGAUUUUAGAGCACUAGAAAGUAUUUCUGAUCUCUGCCAAUGGUUGGUGAAAACUAGAAAAUUGGACAUCUAUCCUCUUGUGUUCAGAAUAGUAACUCUCAUUCUCACGCUUCCUGUAUCCACAGCUACAACAGAACGAUCUUUUUCUGCCAUGAAAAUAGUCAAGACUACACUUCGUAACAAGAUGGAUGAUCAAUUUCUUAAUGAUUGUUUGUUAGUGUACAUUGAAAAGCAAAUUGCAAAGCAAUUUAGUAUAGAUUCAAUUAUAGAUGAUUUUCGUGAUAUGCAGGAGAGACGUUCUAAAUUUUAG
Messenger RNA from Ipomoea nil (Japanese morning glory), 1740 nucleotides. RefSeq lists its product as uncharacterized. Bases 1 to 1740 code for a protein of 579 amino acids. Lineage: Eukaryota; Viridiplantae; Streptophyta; Magnoliopsida; Solanales; Convolvulaceae. The transcript has 3 exons. Gene Ontology annotation, molecular function: protein dimerization activity. The record is from RefSeq and is a predicted model, not a curated record.